This is a messenger RNA of Dreissena polymorpha, 894 nucleotides long. RefSeq lists its product as uncharacterized. NCBI's taxonomy places the organism in Eukaryota, Metazoa, Mollusca, Bivalvia, Myida, Dreissenidae. The coding region runs from base 1 to 894 and encodes 297 amino acids. The transcript has a single exon. Gene Ontology annotation, molecular function: nucleic acid binding. The record is from RefSeq and is a predicted model, not a curated record.
AUGCAUGCUAGAAAGUGGAUUUCAAAUUCACUAGAAGUGUUAGAAACAAUACCAGAAGAAGAUAGAGCAGCAGAAAUAGAUAUAGGAACAGGAAAUCUGCCAACAACUAAAGCUCUUGGAAUAUCCUGGCAAGCAAAACAUGAUGAAUCUAUAUUCAAAGUCGGUGACGAAAUGACCAUGCCAGAUGAAAUCACAAAGAGAAAUGUAUUGAAGACUGUUUGUAGGAUAUUUGAUCCUUUAGGUUUUUUAGCGCCAUAUGUAGUGCGAGGGAAACAAAUCAUGCAAGACAUCUGGUUAAGUGGGGUUGACUGGGAUGAAAACGUGAGAGAAGCAGAGAAGUUGAAUUUUGAAAGGUGGUUCGAAGAGCUUAAACAUUUAGAUAAGAUCAAGAUUUCACGUUGUCUCAAAAACGAAAAUAAUGAAACACAGCUGAAGUCAAUGUCAAUUCAUACAUUUGUAGAUGCGUCAUCAAUUGCAUAUGGAGCCGUAACAUAUUUGAGAUGUGAGUAUGAAAAUGAUGAUGUGACUGUACGCUUUGUAGCUGCAAAAAGUCGUGUUGCUCCCACAGAAUCUACUAGUAUCCCAAGACUUGAACUACUCGCAGCAACACUUGGUUUAAAACUGACAUCAAGGAUUUGCAAAACUCUUGAAAUAGAAAUCAAACAAGUAACAUUAUGGUCGGACAGCAUGAAUGUUAUAUAUUGGAUACGAAAAAACAGCAGACAAUUCAAAACAUUUGUUGCAAACAGAAUUGCUGAAAUUCACAGAGUAACAAAUCUAAGUCAAUGGAGAUAUGUUCCAACAAACGAAAACCCAGCAGGCCAGUGUCAAGAGGUUUACCUGUUAACAGUCUUGCUGUUGCGAACAAUUGUUGGGAAGGCACCAGCUUCCUAA